Molecule: messenger RNA, 1832 nt
Organism: Saimiri boliviensis boliviensis (Bolivian squirrel monkey)
Lineage: Eukaryota; Metazoa; Chordata; Mammalia; Primates; Cebidae
Gene: TAFA4
Product: TAFA chemokine like family member 4
Biological process (GO): phagocytosis; macrophage chemotaxis
Molecular function (GO): receptor ligand activity
Source: RefSeq, a predicted model, not a curated record
ACCAAGGACAGAAGGACGAUUUCUAGGUCUGCUGUAAUGGACGUUUCAAUGUCUAUGUAGAACAGUUAGGAACUUAAAGAAAAAAAAAAUUCAUCCAACAGCUUGGCCCAGAAUUGGCCUUGCUUCAUUCAAUUUAUCCAUUUUAGAAGAUGAAAGGCUACGUUGUCUGCCAGGAUUUAGCGUCCAGUCCCGGGGAACCAUUGUGCUUCUAAUCUGAUGUUUGGGCCAUGACGCCAACCCCUCUGCCUGCCGGUCAAGGUCUUCUGAGCUAUGAUAAUUUUUUUGGAGCGGCAGAAAUGAUUGGUCCUAGCUACAGAUGGGAAUUUGGAGUCACUCUGAAAUACAUCCUGGAAUAAUUAAUUGUGUUUGACUGGAACCAAAUCUUAGGAAGUCUCCAAGAUGGGAGUCUGUGCUAAGUCAGUGUUGCUGUCGCACUGGCUCUUCCUAGCCUACGCGUUAAUGGUGUGCUGUAAGCUGAUGUCCGCCUCAAGCCAGCACCUCCGGGGACAUACAGGCCACCACCAAAUCAAGCAAGGGACCUGUGAGGUGGUCGCUGUGCACAGGUGCUGCAAUAAGAACCGCAUAGAAGAGCGGUCUCAAACGGUCAAGUGCUCUUGCUUCCCAGGACAGGUGGCAGGCACAACUCGAGCUCAGCCUUCUUGUGUUGAAGCUUCCAUCGUGAUUCAGAAAUGGUGGUGUCACAUGAAUCCCUGUUUGGAAGGAGAGGAUUGUAAAGUGCUGCCAGAUUACUCAGGUUGGUCCUGUAGCAGUGGCAAUAAAGUCAAAACUACAAAGGUAACGCGGUAGCGAAGAGAGAGGUGUGCUUCAUUCCUGGAGGGGCAGCAGGAUGCAGAGCUCUUUUGCUGAAAUUCCCAUCCUGGCCACUUUGCAGAAAAUUAUCUUGGAUUUCAGCAACAUCGUAUUUGCAUAUGUGUGCUGUGAGAAGUGGCAUUCACUUAACUGGCCCAGCUGUCUCUGCUUUGUGAUUUUAUUUCAUUGACUAUAACUGCAAGCCACUAUACAUUUGACAUCCUAUCUGGAUUCCCAACGAGCAUACCUCCAAAAUCCUAGAAGAGCAAAUCAGAGUUUUCAAAAUGCGUCACGACUACGAACACCUUCGGUCUUUACUUUCUUUCUACCUUUACAAAAACUUGGAUGUAUGUUUCAAAGGAUCCUGUUUCUGUUCUUCUUUUCACUUUUCCUUUUGCUUUUGUAUUAAGUGGUUUUAAAGGGGUCUAAAUAAAAGAUUUUUAGCAAAUAUAUUUGCAGAUGUAGAUUAACUGGUGAAGAAAAUUACUGGUAGAGAUCCACUGAUUAACUGGUAGAGAACAUUUAUUUUAUAAACCCUUGACAAUAGAAGGAUAUAGUUGGAAUAUUGUGUGUGCAUUGUAUUUUUUACUUUUGAUAAUUUUUGGCAUUUUGCUUUCCAUUGUCAGCUUAGCAGAGAUAAAAUGAGAGUGUUUUAACUUCAAUGCACCAUUUUACUGAGUGCUAAGGAAGCAUAUCAAUUCCACUAUUUUAUAAUCAAAGCUCUAUCAGAACAUAUUUAUAAAACUUGUUGGAGUUUUUAUGGCUUUUGUGUAGUCAUGGAAGUAAAUCAUUUAAAAUGUAAAACAAUCUCAAUUUAGAUCAAGGGUGAUUUCUUAGAUCAAAUUUAUGCCAAUUCUAUGAAAAUAUUUUGUUACCUCCCAAAGAGGAGUCUUUCAGUGCUGAAUUUUUAGACAGUAAAUGAGUUGUUAACUUAGCUGUUUCCCUACUUGUUAGCCAUCUUAUUUCUUUAAAAUCUGAGUCUUGAUUGGCUUAAUGAUUUUUCAGCAGACAUAUCUCCACAA